This is a messenger RNA of Syngnathus typhle (broad-nosed pipefish), 4474 nucleotides long. RefSeq names its product GRB10 interacting GYF protein 1a (gene gigyf1a). Gene Ontology annotation, biological process: insulin-like growth factor receptor signaling pathway. Gene Ontology annotation, molecular function: protein binding. The record is from RefSeq and is a predicted model, not a curated record. Lineage: Eukaryota; Metazoa; Chordata; Actinopteri; Syngnathiformes; Syngnathidae. Bases 984 to 4250 code for a protein of 1088 amino acids. The transcript has 25 exons.
GUGGUAUCACAAGAACGGCCAUGUUUCCGAAACACAAACAACAAGACUAGAAGGCAGCACACACACACAUACACAUACACGCGCACACACUGAUGCGACCGUUGGAGGAAAGCGAGGAAGAACAAAAAUACGACAUUGGCCACGGAGCACGGCUUCCCGGGAGUACCAUCGUGUCGAGAGAACGCGUUGACGAGUGUUCGCAGAGCGAUGCGUGCAGUAAAUCGGCUGUAGGCGACGCAGCCUGGCUGGUGGUUGCGAUUCGAAACAAGUGAAGUGUCGCAAAGGAAAGGAGGACAGGAAGUCAAGGCGUUACCUGGAGGCUCGUCUCCACCAGUCCACAUUUUAGCGAGCGAGAAAGGCGCCAAGCUAAGGGAAGGAAAGGAGGACGAGCACGGGGAAGACGAGUGCGAGUCGCAUCUGCUCUCGGCAGCUGUUCAGCAGCCUGUUUUCUUUUUCUUUGGGGCUGUGAUUUUUUUUUUUUUUUUAACGUUUGCUUUUUUUUGAUGAACAGGUUCAGGUUAUACGUUUAAAUGUGAGAUCAAACUGCUGUAAAAAAAAAAAAGUCAACAAAAAGAUAUAGAGCGCAAGAGAAAGAACGAAACAAAUACUAGCAAUUUUUGUUCCAUUGAUAAUUUCCAAAGUUCCUUUUUUUUCUUCUUCUUCUUCAAUGUUUUUACAACCUUAACGGGGCUGUGAGUAGCAGGAGCUUCCAUUCUCCAAUCUUGUCGUCAAAGCCCUUCCUUACCAAGCACGGACUGAUAACCUGGUACCCCUCAAGCACCUACAACUGGCAGCUAUUCUUGUGGAUGUGUAUUUUUUGAGGUGGGAGGGGGGCGCCCUGUGACCACAGCUUAAGCACCACUCGGCCUUCAAGUCACCCCAAGCCUAACGAAACCAAGCCAGCUCCAGCCUGGUCCUGCCCAGUCCAGCCCCGCUCGCAUAUCUCUGGACGGGAUACUCACUUCUGUGUGGACGGGAGGAAUAUGACUGCUGAGACUCUCAAUUUCGGCCCAGAAUGGCUCCGUGCACUGUCCAGUGGGGGGAGUGUGACGUCCCCCCCUCCUUCCCCCGCCAUGCCAAAGUACAAGCUGGCCGACUACCGCUACGGCCGAGAGGAGAUGUUAGCACUUUAUAUCAAAGACAACAAGGUCCCAGAGGACAUGCAGGAUAAGGAAUUUGCUGCUAUUCUGCAAGAUGAGCCCAUGCAGCCCCUGGCACUGGUGCCUCUCACUGAGGAGGAGCAGAGGAACUUCUCCAUGUCUGUGAAUAGUGUGGCUGUCCUGCGGCUCAUGGGAAAGGGGGCGGGCGGAGCCGCCCCUGCCGGAGCGGUGCGAGGACGAGGCGCCACUCGAGGCAGCAGAGGGCGGGGCCGCGGGGAAGGUGGAUUCUACCAAAGAAGUAUUGAAGAUGCUGAGGUUGGUUUCGGGCGAAGCCCUAGAGAGAUACAUCGUAGCCAGAGCUGGGACGACCGUGGUGAGCGUCGAUUUGAGAAGCCGCUCCGACGGGAGGUGGGCCGCCCAGGCUUUGAGGAGUCCCCCGGUCCCGGAGGCUCUGGAAGGAAGGAGCACGCAAGGGCCGACAGCGAUAACUGGCGUACGCUCCGGGAGGAGCAGGAGGGGGAGGAAUGCGAGCCGGGAAGUAAUUGGAGACUCGCUGGAACCCGCAGGGACGAUGGCGGCCCCCGCUCAGCAGGCUGGCGGGAUCACGGCUGUCCAGGCGAGAGUCGUCGUCGCAAGUUCGACUUUGACUUCGGGGGUCCCGAGAGCCAGGGCGGCCGCCGGCGCGCCGGCAGCGACGGGCCGGAGGACGACAGGGACGGCCUGCCCGAGUGGUGCAUGGAUGAGGAGGAUGGAGGAAUGGGAACGUUUGACUCCUCUGGCGCCUUCAUGCCUCUGAAGAAGGCUGGCAAGGAGACAAUCCUGGAGGACGAGUUGGAGUUCAAGGGCAUUGAGGAGGAGGAAGAGGAGGAGGAGGAGGAGGAAGAGGAGAGUCUUCCUGACAUGGAGAGAAAGAAUGGUGACGGAGACAAAGACAAAGAGAGUAAGGAAGCCCCGUCAGCUGCAGUCGAUGGCGAGGCAAAGCCGGUGGCGCCUUCCUCCUCCCCGCCCGCCCACUGUGCCCCUCCAUCCCUGGAGCCCCCGCCCGGCAACGGUGGCCCAACAGCGGACGCCGCUCAUCUGAGCAACAGCCUCCCUUUAAAGGACAGCAGCCCGCCAAGUGAAGAUUUGGUGGCUCUGGCCGUCGGCUCCAAGACCCAGGUGAGCCCAAGCUCCGCCUCCUCCUCAGCGCUGCCUCCACCACUGCCAUCUUCCGCUGCUCCCCUCCUCCCCUCGUCUGGGGUCGGAGACACCGAGGAUGACGAGGGCAUGAAACAUCUCCAACAGGAGGCGGAGAAGAUGGUGGCGUCGCUGCAGGACACCUCUUUGGAAGAGGAGUGUUUCACGCAAGCUUUGCAGCAACAGCAGCAGCAGGAGAGCAGGAACACGGCAGCCGCUCUGCCUCUGUCGCACGAGGCCGCCAUGAAGUGGUUCUACAAGGACCCGCAGGGGGAGAUUCAGGGUCCGUUCACCACGGUGGAGAUGUGCGAGUGGUUCCAAGCCGGCUACUUCACCAUGACCCUCUUGGUCAAGCGGGGCUGCGACGAGGGCUUCCAGCCCCUGGGCGACGUCAUCAAGAUGUGGGGCCGCGUGCCCUUCGCCCCGGGGCCCUCCCCGCCGCCCCUGCUGGUGAGACAGCCACCACCGACGCAGCGCCCGCAGCCCAGCCGCGGGCCCGCCGCGACUGUGAGUCAGAGCUCAGCCAACAUUGACCAUGGGAAGGGGUGGAUGCAGAAGGGAGGGAAGAUGGGAAACUUGGACCAGGAGCGUCUGAAAAAACAGCAGGAGCUGGCAGCGGCAGCUCUUUAUCAGCAGCUCCAGCAGCAGCAGUUAUUCCAGCUCAUUAACAGGUGCAGUGAGCAGGGUAUGAUGCCUUCGAUGAACAGGUCGAUGUCAGUGCCAGAUACAGGGUCCAUGUGGGACAUGCAUACCUCAGCUUCACAGCCGUCAGGUGGUGAAGCCAGUCUUUGGGACAUAACAAUGAAUCGUUCUACUCAGGGUCCAACUCUGGAACAGCUUCAAAAGCUCCAGCAGGAGAGGCGAGACGCUGAACUCAGGGCGAAACGGGAGGAGGAGGAGCAGCAACGCAAGAGGAGGGAGGAGAAGAGGAGGCAGCAGGAGGAGCAAAAGAGAAGGGAGGAUGAGGAACUCUUCCGACGCAAGCAGCAGCAGGAUCUGAUUUUGAAGUUGCUGCAGCAGACUCCCCAGCAACAGGGGCCGGUCGCGGGCGGCUCCAGCUGGAGCGGGGCCUCUUCCGCCUCGCUCUCCAAAGCGGGGAAGGCCCUCUCUCUGCUGGAGAUGCAGCAGGAGACCGAAAGACUUCUCAAGCAGCAGCAGCAGCAUCAACAGCAGAGAGCCCAGCAGCAGAGGGAGCGGCACGCGGGCAUGUCGAUGGGGAGUUCCUCCAUGGGAAGCCAGUGGGGAGACGGCGUCGGCAUCUGGGGUGGGGCCGGAGGCAUGGAGAGCAAAAGCGGCGGCAUGGGCAUGUGGGAAGAGGCGGUGAAGAACCAAGCCAGCCUGCGCGGCAACGGCAACAAUAACCUGGGCCUAAAGAACAGUCGGAGCAGCCCUUCACUCAGCGAGCAGUACAUGAUGCGUCGCAAGCGCACGGACGAGGAGGAGAAGCUGCUGAAGCUGUUGCAAGGCAUGAAGCCUCAGGACGGCUUCACCACCUGGUGCGAGCAGAUGCUGCACGCCCUCAACACCUCUGCCAGCAACUCCUCGUCCCUGGACGUUGCUACGAUUGUGGCCUACCUGAAGGAGGUGGAGUCUCCCUAUGCAGUGUUGGACUUCAUCCGCUCCUACCUGGGGGACACAGUGGAAGCCAAAGAGUUCGCCAAACAGUUCCUGGAGCGACGUGCCAAACAGAAAGCCAACCAACAGAGACAGCAGCAGCAGCUGUCAAAGGAAGUGGCUGGCCUGAACAUGAACUUCCCACUGCAGGACAUGCGAGGUAUGAACGCUAGCACCCUGCAGUCCAUGUUCCAGGCCAAUCACAUGAGCAAGGCUGGUCUCUAUGACAACCAAGGAGGGAAGAUGAAAAAAAAACAGCCCAUGAUGCUGCACUCUGAUCCCAGCAUCUUAGGCUACUCAUACCACAAUACGCCUGAGUGUCUGAGCCUGAAUGAGAUGGAGAUGGUGGAGGAUUACUGAUGUGACGCAGCGCAGCAGCAAUAGCUACCUGAGGCCUUCUUGUCUUUUAAUCAGACAAACCUGAUGAUGAAUGUGCACUGCUAGGGGAACCCGGGGGCUGGGGGGAAGGGAGCAGGCCCAAGAGGAGGUACGAGGCGCUCGGGGAGGUGUUGUUGUGGGCGCCACUCCUCUUGCGCUUGCGACACAAAAGGGGCUCCCUGCUGCACCAGUUGAGCAGGGGCGAC